Gadus chalcogrammus (walleye pollock) is the source of this 3005-nucleotide messenger RNA. It is a transcript of the gene msantd4, whose product is annotated as Myb/SANT-like DNA-binding domain containing 4 with coiled-coils. The transcript is spliced from 5 exons. The record is from RefSeq and is a predicted model, not a curated record. NCBI's taxonomy places the organism in Eukaryota, Metazoa, Chordata, Actinopteri, Gadiformes, Gadidae. Bases 162 to 1442 code for a protein of 426 amino acids.
CUCUCUCUCUCUCUCUCUCUCUCUCUCUCUCUCUCUCUCUCUCUCUCUCUCUCUCUCUCUCUCUCUCUCUCUCUCUCUCUCUCUCUCUCUCUUCUCCCCCCCCCCCCCCCCCUCUCUGGGCAUCCAGCCCCCCGCUCAUCACCAAGCUGGAUUUCCUCCAGAUGAAGUGUCUGAAGAGGAAGAGGAAGAGCAACUACAGCGUUCGAGAGACUCAGACGCUCAUCAGAGAGAUUCACAAGAGGCAGGAGGUGCUGUUCUCCCGGCAGCAGAACACAGCCAUUAAUGAGCUGAAGAGACAGGCCUGGGAGGAGGUGGCCGGCGGUGUCAACGCGCUCGGCGAGGGAGAGCAACGCACAGCCGCCGAGGUGAAGCGCCGGUACCUGGACUGGCGUACGCUGAUGAAGAGGAAGCAGCUGCGGGCCGAGCUCUCGGUGUGCCUCUUCCCCGCCUCCUCGCUGGCUCUCAAGGAGGAAGGCGAGCACUCCUCCCCCGAGCACGACGCCGCCAUGCUGGGGUCGGCCUGCGAUCAGCUGGUGGAUCUCUCAGGCUUUCCCAAGGACCACCACUGCAAUUGGCAGGAGCUGGUGGCUCUAGGGGAGCCCAGCGGGCACACGAUGAUGAGCGCGUCCGGGGUGAAGAUAGAGGAGGACGCCAGUGAAUACAGGACAGACAGUGACCGGGACGGGGUGGAUGGCGACGGCGAGCUGGAUGAGGACGACUGCUUCCCCGCCCUGCUGGGGGAGAUGGCGUCGCGCGGCGAGGUCUGCGGCCCCGACGUCUACUGCCACAUCGACGAGCUGGGCACGCUGGCCUCCUCGUCCUCCUCCUCCAAGGCCCCCACCUCCACCACCCCCACCCCCAACAACAUCAGCACCACCCACCGGGACUUCCCCCCGGCUAGCCUCUGCGGCGCCUACACGGGGCUGGAGGGUCUGCAGCCGCCCCCAGGAGAGGCGGCGGCGGCGGCGGCGGCGGCGGCAUCGACAGCGGCCCUCCUCGCCAUGGAGAAGCAGCGCCUGGAGCUGGAGCGGCAGCGGCUGGCCGUGGAGACGCAGCGGCUGGCCGUGGAGCGGGAGCACCUGGAGGUGGAGCGGGAGCGGCUGCAGACGGAGCGGGAGCGCUGCCACGUGGAGCAGGAGCGCUUCCGCGCGAUGGCGCUGGGCCGGACCCGCUUCCCCUCGGAAGGGCCGGCGCAGCAGGGCCCGCCGUCCUCAUCGACGGCGCCCGACGGGAGGCCGGAUCUGGCGGGUGGGGGCGGUGACGCGAGCGGCGUGGCUGCCACAGAGCUGGAGACGGAGAGGCUGAGGCUGGACAAGGAGCGGCUGCAGCUGGAGAAGGAGCGGCUGCAGUUCUUCAAGUUUGAGUCGGGCCGGCUGCAGGUGGAGCGAGAGCGCCUCCAGGUGGAGAAGGAGAGGAUGCUUCUGCAGAAGGAGCAGCAAUAGGAGGAGUGGAGGGAUGAGGGACGGGGAAUCUACUUUUAUCUGGCCUUAAGCACCGUGUUCACGUUGGGUUUAUUAUUUAUUUAGUCGUUUUGACUUGAUUCAGUUAUUUAUUUGUUCAAGUUGUUUUUUUUACAUGAUGACAUUUUAGGAAAUUGCUUAGAAAAUAUUCUUUCCUGCUAUACUCUGUAAUGGAGACAAAUGCUUGUUACGUGCUAAAAGCAAAGAUGUGCCUUGCAAUGCCUUCACAUACAGUUAAAAAAGGGGUUUGAAUAUUUAAUAUUUUCUACGUUUUGUCUUUUAACGUUGUUGUAGUGUGUGACUCACCAUCUUAGUAGACACACACGUACUCCUACCUUUGCCAAGUGGCUACUUGCUUGAUUGGUUGGUGAUUGGCAAAGGCCUUAUCCGUAAACUGUAACCAGCCAUUAAACAGUCUUUUCUCUUUGAUUAUACUCAACCACAAUGUACGAUGUCUGUCUCCAGUUUAAAUAUUUUUGAAUGUCUUUUAAAAUGUGAAUUCAAACGUAGUCCAUACAUGGUUCAUUCCUCUGUUUAUAUAGUGUAUAGUUUAUAUAGUGAUUGCUAUUGACUUACAGGUGAUUUAUAUACAUCUAUACAACAUACAAUUUCAAAAGAGACGAUUCUUGUUGAGUAUGAUGGUAAUUGAAACGAUAAAGAAGAUGUGAAGCGUAAUCCAAUGUAAGAAAUACUGUCAGAUGGAUGGUUGUUUGGCUAUACACAUAGUAUAAUAGUUUAGAAAUUAUAUUUCCAAAACUGUUUGUUCUCUGUUUGUUCAGUUCUCAUGUUCUUAAAUCCUGCUCAUGGGGAUGUGUGUUUUUUAAUGAAUGCCAACCCUGGAUUGUUCAUUGUGUGUGUGUGUGUUGAUUGAAAUAACAAAAUAUCUGCAUAUUACCUACAGUUGCAAAAUCACAAUUUGAUACCGCAUGUGUACAGCACAAUGUUGCACCAAGCACAACAUAUUGGAAUAUCACUGACGCAUGCACUAUUUACUAGCAACAAAGGCAAUAGUGCCUUGUUUACCACAUGUUUUGAUACCACAUUCUCAAAUUUGUUCAUUUUGUAUAUAUUUUUUACCAACUCAGUUGUCCCAGUUAUACCUGUUUGUAUUUUGUGAUUGUACAAUGGUGUUGCGGGAGACGUGUGUAUGGAUGAUGGCUUGUUACAGCAGCCUUACCUGGCCCAGUCUGAUUGGACUCUGGGGUUGCACACAGAUGUGAAACUUAAUUUAUUGUUUGAAUUAGUGUUUGGAAUUGUUUUGUAUUUUCUUUUUUUUUUUAUAAUAUGUAAAGUUCGUGAUGGAUGAUUUGUUGGCCAGUUAUUGUAAAGACCAACAGCAUCAUUUAAAUACACUUUUGUAUCACCUGUGCUGUUGCAUUAUAUAGACAAAGUCUCUUUCAAAAAGAAAAAGUAAUUAUUAGAAAGAGGGUGAAAUAAAGCGAUUUUUAAACCACCCUUCAAUAGCCGGUGAUUUUAUGUUGUUAUUGUUAGGCUGUCAUGCUUACUGUACUGCCUAAGACACCUUUGCCCUUUAUUUAUUUCCUC